Molecule: messenger RNA, 1632 nt
Organism: Rhizoctonia solani
Lineage: Eukaryota; Fungi; Basidiomycota; Agaricomycetes; Cantharellales; Ceratobasidiaceae
Product: beta-1,3-glucanosyltransferase
Exons: 9
Coding region: 1-1632 (543 amino acids)
Biological process (GO): fungal-type cell wall (1->3)-beta-D-glucan biosynthetic process
Cellular component (GO): cytoplasm; fungal-type cell wall
Molecular function (GO): 1,3-beta-glucanosyltransferase activity
Source: RefSeq, a predicted model, not a curated record
AUGUUGGGACGGUUUUUCGCAUUGGCGGCCUGCGCGCUUCCACUCACAUCUGCUCUUCCGAAGAUUCAUGCCAAGGGGAAAUAUCUCUACGACGAAAGUGGCAAUAGGUUCUACAUCAAGGGUGUCGCCUACCAGGAGGCUGGUGAGCUUGGGCCGGAGACCGAGGCAAAUACAGCCAACGGAGGCUAUCCCGAGCCCAGCACUUACAUUGACCCGCUUUCCAUCCCGAGCGCGUGCAACCGUGACUUGCCGUACCUAAAGCAGUUGGGCGUCAACGCUGUCCGAAUUUACAGUGUCAACAGCCAGCUCAACCACGAUGACUGCAUGGCUGCUCUUGAUUCUGCUGGUAUCUAUACCAUUAUCGAUCUGUCAUUGCCCCUGAACGGCUCUAUCAACCGUGCUGCUCCGUCUUGGACGACUAGUCUCCAGUCACUCUACACCGAUACGAUCGAUGCCUUUGCCAAGUACAAUAACGUCCUUUCUUUCAACGUUGCCAAUGAAGUCAUCAAUUUAGCAAAUAACACACACACGGCUCCCUUUAUCAAAGCUGCUGCUCGUGACAUCAAGGCAUACUUGAAGAGCAAGGGUUCCUCGGCUUUGGUUGGCUACUCGACUGUCGACGCGUCUGCUAUUCGGGAUAAUGUUGUUCAGUACUUGACCUGUGACAAGGCAGAGACCAGUGUUGAUAUUAUUGGAUUGAACACCUACCGCUGGUGCGGCAAUGACGAUAUUUCGAGCUCUGGCUACAACACGAUUACAGAGUUGUUCCAAAACGUUCCCGUUCCAGCUUACCUCUCUGAGUUCGGCUGUCAAAAGGAACUUCCUCGCUUGUUUACCGAAGUUCCUGCCAUGUUCUCGGACGCUAUGACCACAGUCUGGUCCGGAGGUGUUGCCUUUUCGUACUUCAAAGCCCAGAUCCCCGACUUCGAACUUGUCACGCUUUCUGGCUCAAACAACGAGACCGUCACCACAAAUGCCGACUUUACUCGUCUCCAAAAUGCGUACGCAAGUGUAACCCCCACCAACUCGCCUGCUGAGGGCAGUGCUACUCAACUCCCUUACUCUACCUGCCCCGCCGAAAGCGACACCUGGUUGGCCAGCAACAACUUGCCUCCUACGCCCCAGCAAUCCGUCUGCGAUUGUUUGACAAGCACCACCUUCUCGUGCGUUGCUACCAACCAGGCUGCGCAAAGCCCCUUGAUCCUCGGUUCGCUCUUGGAUUACGGCUGCUCGCUUCUCGGACAGGCUGGCGGUGCCAACUGCGAUGCUAUUGCUGAGAACGGCCAGACCGGAACUUACGGCAAGUACGGAUUCUGUGACCCUGUUACCAAGCUCAACUAUGUCAUGUCCACCUACUACCAAUCCCAAAACCGUAACGUCGAUGCUUGCUCGUUCAACAACAACGCAACAGUCAACACCGGCGCACCUUCCAGCACUUCUGAUAUCGACCAAAACGCUAGCAAGUGUCUUGCUGGCUUUGUCCCUACCUCGACCCCCACCGCCAACCCUGGAGGAGGAUCCUCCGGUGGAUCUGGCUCAAGCGGUGGAUCGAACGGUGCAGUUUCAAUGGGAGUAAGCGCUAUGUUUGUUGGUUUCGCCGGGAUCUUGGGAGCAGCCACCCUGAUCCUCUAA